This is a messenger RNA of Onychostoma macrolepis, 1953 nucleotides long. RefSeq names its product UBX domain protein 7 (gene ubxn7). The record is from RefSeq and is a predicted model, not a curated record. NCBI's taxonomy places the organism in Eukaryota, Metazoa, Chordata, Actinopteri, Cypriniformes, Cyprinidae. The transcript is spliced from 11 exons. Gene Ontology annotation, molecular function: ubiquitin binding. Gene Ontology annotation, biological process: proteasome-mediated ubiquitin-dependent protein catabolic process. Gene Ontology annotation, cellular component: nucleus. Bases 220 to 1653 code for a protein of 477 amino acids.
UUAGAAAUGCUGUAUGUAUGGAAGAGGGCAUCAUCAUUACUGCCCCCUCUGUCAUGCAAAGGAAAGAGACUAACGAAAGCUUCGGCUAGCUGCUAUCAGCACUUGCUUAAAAAUGGAUCUACAUGCACAAGAAAAGAAAUCCGAACAGAAAGGGGGCGAUCUAAUGUAGACUAAUUUCUAAAGUAUACUGGUGGAGCCACAGAGAGUAUAGGGAAGCAUAUGUUGGAAGCAUGUAACAAUAACCUAGAGAUGGCCGUCACCAUGUUUCUAGACGGAGGGGGCAUCGCAGAGGAACCCAGCACAAGUGCCAGUUCAGCUGGGGCGUCCAGCAGCAGACAUCCCCCUGUAGAAGAUGAUGUGCGAGCACCCAUUCCUCAGAAGCAGGACAUUCUGGUGGAGCCAGAGCCCUUGUUUGGAGUACCAAAGAGGCGUAGACCAGCACGAUCAAUCUUUGAUGGAUUUCGGGAUUUUCAAACAGAAACCAUGCGACAGGAGCAGGAGUUGAGAAACGGAAGUGCAAUGGACAAGAAGCUGAGCACUUUAGCCGAUCUGUUCCGUCCCCCCAUUGAACUCAUGCACAAAGGCAGCUUUGAGACGGCGAAAGACUCUGGUCAGCUUGAGAACAAAUGGCUGAUGAUCAACAUUCAGAAUGUCCAGGAUUUUGCCUGUCAGUGUCUAAACCGAGACGUGUGGAGCAAUGAUGCUGUGAAAAACUUAAUCAGAGAGCACUUCAUAUUCUGGCAGGUGUACCAUGACAGCGAGGAAGGGCAGAGGUACAUUCAGUUUUACAAGCUUAACAAGUUCCCCUAUAUUUCUAUCUUGGACCCUCGUACAGGACAAAAGAUGGUUGAGUGGAACCAGUUAGAUGUGACCUCAUUCCUGGAUCAGGUCACAGGCUUCCUAUCAGAGCACGGGCAGCUGGAUGGGCAGUCCAGUCAACCUCCGGCCAAACGGGCUCGUUCUGAGAGUUUGAUAGAUGCCAGUGAGGACAGUCAGUUAGAGGCCGCUAUCCGGGCCUCUCUUCAAGAAACACACUACGAGUCCACCCAGGACAAGGCAGAGUCCCGCUCAGAUGACGAUUCAGAAGCCGAACCAUUCACUGACAGCGAAGGCCUGAUCUCAGUGGAUGGUUCAGAUAAUGAAGCCGGCGGAGGGGAGGAUUCUUUAGAUGGACACGUCUCUGCAGAGGUAGCUCCUCCCACCAGGCCGGACAGCCCAGCCCAUCACAGGAAGUCACCACACAAAGAGUUAUGCCACAGGAAAGAGGAGAGUAAGAAGAACCACCUAGAGCCAGUCGGGCUCAGUCACAGUCAGACAGAGUACCAACAGCGGCUGGGAGAAAACCACAGAUCCACAUCACACCAGCCCUCAGAACCUGCCGGCACCAGCACAGCAGAUCCAGACGACAACGGUCCAAAGGCCCGUUUAAUGCUUCGAUACCCAGAUGGCCAGAGAGAACAGAUAGCACUGUCUGCUAAAGCUAAACUCAUGGCACUGGUGAGACACGUUCAGUCUAAGGGAUUCCCCAAUGAACGCUUCGAACUUGUCACCAACUUCCCCCGCCGAAGACUUGCUCACUUGGACUAUGACAUCACACUGCAGGAAGCAGGACUGUGUCCGCAGGAGACUGUGUUUGUGCAGGAGAGGAAUUAGCCCCUCCCCUUGUAGAUAAAUUACACCCCCUCCUGUCCUGUCAUUUGUGCCCUAGAAAGACUGAAUUGACUGUGCCCUGUUACCACUUGUCUUUUUUUCUUUUUCUUUUUUUUUAUAUUAAGUCCAGGAUACUCCGAACAUUUGGUAGUUCAUAGGGACCGUCCCUUGAGCUGCAUUUGUCAACGUAUUUAUUUACAAACAACUUGGCACAUCCCAUCCUAUCUGGGUCUAAUUCUUCAAGACAGUACGUGUCCAUGAGUUACGCUCAUAUUGAUAUGGAAAUUAAAAGGGUUUCACAGA